CAUUAAUUUCAUUUACAGUAUUAUUAUUGUAAUUGAAUCCAUUUUUCAUUACUCAAAACCCUAAACCCCGAAGCUUUUUCCCGAGUGGUUAGGGUUUUUCUUUGUGCUGUCGCAUUGCAAUCAAUCGUACGCGCGAGCGAACUCAGAACUGCGAUCUCCAUCUUCAUCGUCUCCGGCUCUGCCAUGCUCGCCCUUUCGAGAGGCCUCGUUUCUCGUCUGCAACGUGUCGCCGUCGAUUCGCCCUCGCCGCUCCGGUUUUUGAGUUCCGAUGCAGCGAUUCAGAGUCGGGUUAUUGAUCCGAGACCCGGUGUGAUGACCCCUAAUUCCAAGCGAACUGGGCUCAUAGCUGUCAAGUGUGGAAUGAGUGCGCUUUGGGAUAAAUGGGGCGCCAGAAUUCCAAUCACCGUGCUUUGGGUCGAUGAUAACAUUGUGUCUCAGGUUAAGACCCCUGAGAAAGAAGGUUUUUGUGCUCUCCAGAUUGGUUGUGGACAGAAGAAGGAUAAACAUUUGACCAAGCCUGAAGUUGGUCAUUUUAGGGCUCAAGGAGUUCCAUUAAAGAGGAAGCUUAGGGAGUUUCCAGUGACGGAGGAUGCUCUACUUCCUGUUGGUACAUCACUUAAUGUUCGCCAUUUUGUUCCAGGCCAGUAUGUUGAUAUCACAGGAAUAACAAAAGGAAAAGGUUUUCAGGGUGGGAUGAAGCGGCAUGGAUUUAAGGGAAUGCCAGCCUCACACGGUGCUUCCUUGUCACAUCGAAGCAUUGGUUCUGCAGGUCAAAGGGAUACUCCUGGAAGGGUUUUUAAAGGUAAAAAGAUGCCUGGGCGAAUGGGUGGGGAUCAAAGAACAGUUCAAAAUGUAUGGGUCUACAAAAUCGACCCAGCAAGGAAUUUGAUGUGGGUAAAAGGCCAGGUCCCGGGAGCUACAGGAAACUUUGUUUUUAUAAAAGAUGCCGUCUAUGAAAAACCUGACAUAUCUCUACUUCCUUUCCCAACUUACUUUGUCCCUGAAGAUGAAGAUACUGAUAAUUUGGAACCAUUGGUUGCUGAGCUUGGAGAUGUGGAUCCAUUUAUGGUUGCUGAUUAAAGAGCAUAGUUCAGGUGCUGGUUUUCUUGCUAGGUUCACUUCUGCAAUCAUGUUUUCUUUGAAUAUAGACGGUAAAAUGAAAUUUUUGAGGAACCAUCCAAGGAUGAUUUUUUAUUUGUCUUUUACGCCAGCUUUAGGGGCUUUAGGGUUAUUUACGACAUUGGCGAAUCCAAAUUAAGAUUGGAUAAAGCUUGGUUGCCUUGGAAUCCUACAAAUAAGUGUGGAGAUUUGGAUUUAAUGAAUUAUGAUGUUUUAUUCUA
This is a messenger RNA of Cajanus cajan (pigeon pea), 1340 nucleotides long. It is a transcript of the gene RPL3P, whose product is annotated as ribosomal protein L3 plastid. NCBI's taxonomy places the organism in Eukaryota, Viridiplantae, Streptophyta, Magnoliopsida, Fabales, Fabaceae. Gene Ontology annotation, molecular function: structural constituent of ribosome. Gene Ontology annotation, cellular component: mitochondrial large ribosomal subunit; ribosome. The record is from RefSeq and is a predicted model, not a curated record. Gene Ontology annotation, biological process: translation.